AUGUACCCCAUACUUGGGGCUCGGCAUUCGAGCUUUAGCAACGUCACUUGGAGCUCUCAGCACGCCGUCACCUGUAUCGGCCCCACCACUUCUCUUCCAUCAACAUCCCGCCAAACAGAAACAAGGUCUCUGGGCGAUGAUGAGCCUCGUUUCGCGGCCAUGAUCAGCGCAUUCUUGGUUUUCAAUAACCAGGGCCAGCCUCGGCUUACCAAGUUCUACACGCAGCUGGACACGAGCAUUCAGCAGCGCCUGAUCUCCGAGAUAUUCACCCUCGUGUCGAAUCGGCCGACUGGCUCUUGCAACUUCUUGCCGCUGCCUCCUCUUCUAGCCGCUUCCAGCACGUCGCAUAGCUCGACGGAGGAGCAGAGCGACGUGCCUUCGCUGGUGACAUACCGCCAUUAUGCGACCCUCUACUUCAUCGUCAUCUCGACAUCGACGGAAUCGCCUCUUGCUUUGAUCGAUUUGAUACAAGUAUAUGUCGAGGCACUCGACAAGUUGUUUGAAAAUGUCUGCGAGCUAGACCUCAUCUUCAACUUUGAAACUUUACACGCAACAUUAUCAGAAAUGAUUAUCGGAGGCGUCGUCAUCGAAACGAGCCUAGAUCGCAUUGUCGCUGGCGUCAGAGCUCAAGGAACCGUCGCCAAACGGCCGGUAAACGAGGGACGGAGCACGAUUGGAUCGGGAAUGGGGAUUGGAGGCAACUUUGCCUGGACAGGGCGGGUAUAA
Messenger RNA from Trichoderma aggressivum f. europaeum, 726 nucleotides. RefSeq lists its product as uncharacterized. The record is from RefSeq and is a predicted model, not a curated record. The transcript has 3 exons. Gene Ontology annotation, cellular component: intracellular membrane-bounded organelle. NCBI's taxonomy places the organism in Eukaryota, Fungi, Ascomycota, Sordariomycetes, Hypocreales, Hypocreaceae. The coding region runs from base 1 to 726 and encodes 241 amino acids. Gene Ontology annotation, biological process: protein transport; vesicle-mediated transport.